UGGUGGUCAAUGCAUCAUACAUAUAUAUAUGGAUCGAAGAAAGUACAGCUCUCCUCCUCUUGCCAUCAUCCUCAAACCAGCAGCACAUAAUCUAGUUAGAGGCUGGCCAGCUUAACUGAUCUCUAUCUAGUUCUAGCUGGCAAGCUUUGCUGGCUGUGUGGCGGCCAUGAAGAAGUUUGGUCUUGUACUUGUUGGCCUGGUAGUAGUGUUGCCGGUGCUCGUCGGCGUCGCCGAUGCCGGUGAGGCGACACGGCGGCUGGUGCCGGCGAUGUUCGUGCUGGGGGACUCGACGCUGGACGUGGGCAACAACAACCACUUGAAAGGCCAAGGCGUUCCCAGGGCCGACAAGCCCUUCUUCGGCAUCGACUUCCCCGGCGGCGCCAUGUCCACCGGGCGGUUCAGCAAUGGCUACAACAUCGCCGACUUCAUCGCGAAGUAUCUUGGGUUCGACAGGAGCCCUGUGGCGUACCUGGCGCUGAAAUCGCGAAACUAUCUGAUCCCUGGUGCCAUGGAUAGAGGAGUGAGCUUCGCCUCGGCAGGAGCUGGGAUUCUCGACUCCACUAAUGCGGGAAAGAACAUCCCAUUAUCGCAGCAGGUGCGCUACAUGGCGUCGACCAAGGCCGCCAUGGAGGCCGCCAAGGGCACCCGCAAGGUAUCCAAGCUCCUCGCGGACUCCUUCUUCCUCCUAGGCAUUGGUAGCAAUGACAUCAUCCUGUCGACGGCCAAGACUCCCGGUGACAUUGCUGCCCUAUUCACCUUCCUCGUCUCCAACUACACCGUUGCCAUCACGGAUCUGUAUGGUAUGGGGGCGAGGAACCUGGGCAUCAUAAACGUGGGGCCCGUCGGAUGCGUGCCACUUGUCCGCGUGGUCAACGCCACGGGGGCGUGCAACGACGGCAUGAACCGCCUCGCCAUGGUCCUCGCCGCCAAGAUCAAGUCGGCGGUCGCCAGCCUCGCCACGAGUCUCCCGGGCCUGUCCUACUCACUCGGCGACUCCUUCGCCUUCUUUCAACCCAUCUUCGCCAACCCGCAGGCGUCCGGGUUCUUGAGCGUGGACACGGCGUGCUGCGGGAGUGGGAGGCUGGGCGCGGAAGGGGUGUGCAUGCGGAACUCCAGGCUGUGCGGGAACAGGGACGCCUACAUGUUCUGGGACUGGGUCCACUCCACCCAGCGGGUCGCUGAGCUGGGGGCCCAGGCGCUGUUCCAAGAUGGGCCGGCCCAGGUGACAGCCCCCAUCAGCUUCAAGCAGCUGGCCCUGCUGGCAUGCAAGACCUGCUCGAUGAUGACCGACUGACCGGCCCAGUCCACCGGGAUAGAUUAAGGAUUCUUUUUUCUUUGAGUAAAUUUCACAAAACCACACUUCUUGAGGAUAAGGUUUCAACGGGCCACAGUUAUGACUAAUAGUCUCACAAAACCACACUUUUUUGGACAGAUCUUCUCACAGAACCCAAA
This is a messenger RNA of Brachypodium distachyon (stiff brome), 1452 nucleotides long. RefSeq names its product GDSL esterase/lipase At1g71250. Lineage: Eukaryota; Viridiplantae; Streptophyta; Magnoliopsida; Poales; Poaceae. The transcript is spliced from 5 exons. Gene Ontology annotation, molecular function: hydrolase activity, acting on ester bonds. The coding region runs from base 167 to 1294 and encodes 375 amino acids. The record is from RefSeq and is a predicted model, not a curated record.